AUGGUCUUUGGUCCUGGUCCCAUCGAGCUUCCAUCUUCUUAUGAGAAGGUUGAAACAACCGGCCAUGUCGUUGUCUCUCAUCACCCCCGGGGCGCCCCGGCAGUCACCCCAGUUGUCAUUGUAACCCUGAACCGUCCUACUAAGCGCAAUGCAUUCACGGGGGAAAUGCUUUUGGACUUCGAGAAGCUCUUCCCCAUGUUCGAUGUCGACGAGCGGGUGAAAGUAAUCGUUUUAACUGGCGCAGGACAGACGUUCUGCGCGGGUGCAGACCUUGAUAUUGGUUUCGGCGGUGGUCGAGUCAAGAUGAUGGACCAUCGUGAUAGUGGCGGCGGGGUUUCACUGGCCAUCCAUCGAUGCCGCAAGCCAACAAUUGUAGCAAUGCAAGGCUCAGCCGUUGGGGUCGGGAUGACCAUGACUCUUCCAGCGAUUAUCCGGAUUGGCUACGAAAAAGGCAAAUACGGAUUUGUCUUCGGCCGCCGAGGCGUGGUCCUGGAAUCAUGCGCCUCAUACUUCCUUCCUCGUCUCAUCGGCCACUCAAACGCCAGCUACCUCGUCAGCACUGGGGGAGUGUUCCCGCCUACAUCUAAGCAUUUCGGCGACCUGUUCAAUGAGAUCCUCCCCGAUGCAUCGCAGGUCCUACCGCGCGCUCUCGAGCUAGCCACUGAGAUUGCGGAGAACGUCAGCCCGGCUUCGUCCUACCUCAAUAGGGCACUCAUGUGGCGCGAUACUGGUUCGGCGGAGGCUGCUCAUCUCAUCGAGUCACAAGUCAUCAACCAUAUGUUUGGAACGGAGGAUCAGAGGGAGGGUGUCAAGGCGUUCUUUGAAAAGCGAAAGCCGAACUUCAAGGCUGACCUUGAUGAUAAUCCACCGCCAAAUAUGCCGUGGUGGACAGAGGUUGAUACUCGUCGAAGGCCUAAAGCAAAAAUGCCUGCGAAGCUGUAA
Messenger RNA from Penicillium coprophilum, 942 nucleotides. Its product is annotated as enoyl-CoA hydratase/isomerase family protein. Lineage: Eukaryota; Fungi; Ascomycota; Eurotiomycetes; Eurotiales; Aspergillaceae. The transcript has 4 exons. The coding region runs from base 1 to 942 and encodes 313 amino acids. The record is from RefSeq and is a predicted model, not a curated record.